Molecule: messenger RNA, 2826 nt
Organism: Hemicordylus capensis (graceful crag lizard)
Lineage: Eukaryota; Metazoa; Chordata; Lepidosauria; Squamata; Cordylidae
Product: phospholipase DDHD2-like
Exons: 6
Coding region: 1855-2346 (163 amino acids)
Molecular function (GO): metal ion binding
Source: RefSeq, a predicted model, not a curated record
GCUGAUCGGCGGGUGGGCGGGGCUUCCAGGGAGGCCUCCGUGUAGGCCGCAGUGAAGCCUGAACUCAAGUAGGGCCCAAGCCAGCCAGGAAGGAGGAGGCAGCCAGAGUGUUCUCUGCAGCAGAAGACCCCUUGCUGCCCUGCUCAACCCAGCCCAGCAUUUGCCAGGGAGAGUGUGAACUCCUUUUUGUGCUUACCUUUCCCGCCCCCCCCCCCCAUAUAUAGGGAUCUGCUUGCCAUAGGGCUUGGAUAUGGGGGGGGGAGGGAACGAGAAGUCUCUGAAUAUUUAUUUUGAAACAGCUUGGAAAAUUUGCUGACUUAAAAAAAACUAUCUAAAAAGUCCUAUAAGUGGCUUGUUUCAUGGCAGAAAAUUGCAAAAACUUCUGGAACAGUAUUUUAUUAAUUUUAUUUAUUCAUUCAUUCCUUUAUAAAUGCACUUAUGUUCAAGUUGUUUUGCAACCCAGAAGGUCUGAGUGAGAACUGUGAAGCAUGUGUGGUGCUUUUAUUUUAUUUUUCUUGUGUGUGAACUGCUCCCCAAUAACUUGCAGGGAAUUCAGGGUAAAUCUGGCCAACAUGGGAAUGCAGCACCUCCAUUCCAGAGGAGAUGUGUCUUAAAGGGCUUUAAAAGCCUCCUGUGAAAAACCUCCUGCAAUCAAACUUGACUGAAUUUGUUCAGAAUUCUGAGAAAACAAACAUAGGCUCACCCUGCAUGGUUGAAAGUCUCAUUUGCUAAUCUGCAGCGAGGGGCCCAUUUUAAUCAUUCAUCUUUCUAGUGUGUUCUAGGCAUUAAAAGUAAUACAAAUGUAUAGUACUCAAUGUAUAUCACUAUAUAUUGUGACGUGUGCGUGUGUGUACUCAGUGAAAUGUAUUUCCAGGCAGCAUACUUAUUUUGGAAUAUCAGACUUAAAUCCUUGGGGACCUGGGGUGUGCGGAGGCCCUGGACUUUGAGGGGGGGGGGCGCAUUUUAAAAUCUUGUCUCUGGGCCCAUUCCAACCUUGCUACGCCCCUGCAUAUAUGUACUGAGUAUUUUCUUUAAAACCUCGCACUACAAUCCCCACUCCCCUAAAUCUGGAAUGUAAAUGUUUUGUGGGGCAUUUUUGGUCAGGGCCUAAUGGAUCAUGGGACUGGGAAAUUUUGCUAGUGCAGAAAUCAGUCUUCCACAGUGGCUUCCUUUUUAAUGUUUUUCUGGAACCUCUUUAUAGUUAUCUUGUAAAAUGCAAGUAUAAAAGCAGAACAACAUGUUCUGUAGUUUUGAGUUACUUUUUAAAGGCUCUCUGUUUUAUAAAAUGAGGCUGUAAUUGGAAGAGAGACACUGACGUGGCUGGAGAGGGGCUUUUAAAAAAGCUUGGACCAUCUUCCUACCAAAACCCCACCGCUAUUUUUACCUCCAAUUAGGAAAAUAGAUGUUUUCCUUUCAAAUGGAAGGGUAGCUUAAGGUUGGGGCAGGGGGCAUUUUUGGUAGGGAAAGGGCAAAGCAGCCCCUUCCCGCUAUGCCAGGUCCUUCUUCAAAAUGCAGCCUGUAAUUCAGCAUCCCAAAUGCAUGUGCAUGAUUUGUUCUAGCAAAGGGACUUGCAAUCAGCUGACCUAUUGAUGUACUUUUCUUAGGAUCGCUUAUAUUGUUUGAUCUCCUCACAAAUCAAAAAAGCACAUCUGAGGAAGAAGAUAAAAAUGAGGCACCCCAAACACUAGCAACCAGUCAAGAAGCCUUUGAGUCAGUGAAUGACAUAUUGAAAGACCUGGAGCUUUCUGGAUAUUGCUCUGUGUUUGAGAGGGAGCAAGUGGACAGAUGAGCACUGGUAAACCAGCAUGGAUAUCUGCUCUUGCCUAGAACUUCUGAGCUGCAUGCUUUGCACCUAUGUGUAUUACUUCAGCACUGAGUCGCCUUCAUGAAGAUGUUUUAUUGAUAACUGAGGCCUUGUGCACUGAAAAGGAACUUAAAGAGAUGGGAAUUCCUUUGGGACCUAGAAUGAAAAUCCUGCACUCUUUGAGGAACAAGUGUCGCUAUCAGGUUUGUAAAGGGCAGACACUUGCAGCUCCCGGGGAAGGUGGAGAUGCCAAGCAGGAGAAUGUUGUAAAAGCCACAGAUGAAGAGACAUGUUUCCGGCGUCUGGAUGUUGUUGUGGGGCAGUUUGACCCAGUAGCCUACAGGAUUGAACCCUUGAUUGUUUCGGAUGUGGAAUUUGAGCCCAUGCUGCUUCCACAUCACAAGGGCAGGAAGAGGAUGCAUUUAGGGCUGCACAACUUCAAAAUCUCCAGGUCUGUGUGGACUACAACUCCCAUGAUCCCCAGCCACAGUGAUCCGCCGAUCACACCCACCUCGAAUGGCCUUUGGGACACGCCCACUUGAGAGCCCAUUAUGGCAGCUGGGACCAACCUUUGUCCUGUGCACGUCCCACCCAGGCAGGCAGUCCCUUCUCGCCAAAGAGGCCCAGGAGGCAGGGUGCCCAGCUGGCAGUCGGGAGGCACACUCCAGGUUGACACGCCAAGUGCAGGGCUGACUCGCCGUGUCAUGGGGUGCCUGGCAAAGCAGCCGUGCCUCCCCCCUGUCCCACAGUCAGCAUUUCCUGUAACGGGUUCUUGGAUGCUCUUGGCCACAGCACUCCUCAUCCCCAGCUGCAUUCGCCACCUCGCCUCACCCACCAGACCUGCAGCCCUAGUUCUGAGCAGUGCCAUUUGGGAUGACCAAGUUCUGGAUGAGAACCUCCGUAGUAGUGGUGGACAUAAGAAGAGGCCGGUCUUGGCUGGUCAGAUCACAAAUGGCUGUUGGAAAUUUAUGCACUUUGUAAAAUAUGUCAAAUUAAAAAUGGUAUUUAAGUUUUUCCAGUAA